Harpegnathos saltator (Jerdon's jumping ant) is the source of this 2588-nucleotide messenger RNA. Its product is annotated as WD repeat-containing protein 91. The transcript has 8 exons. Gene Ontology annotation, molecular function: protein binding; phosphatidylinositol 3-kinase inhibitor activity. Gene Ontology annotation, biological process: negative regulation of phosphatidylinositol 3-kinase/protein kinase B signal transduction; early endosome to late endosome transport. NCBI's taxonomy places the organism in Eukaryota, Metazoa, Arthropoda, Insecta, Hymenoptera, Formicidae. The record is from RefSeq and is a predicted model, not a curated record. The coding region runs from base 100 to 2031 and encodes 643 amino acids. Gene Ontology annotation, cellular component: late endosome membrane; early endosome membrane.
UGUUGUAGCUUCAGUGGGGACCCAAGAUGGCCGGAGGAUGACAACAUACAGCUGUCAGUUGGUGCGAACGACAAACAUUUUAAAGGGAUUGGAGGGAAAAUGUCUCACAUUCAGUAUGUGGACGAGUUGGUUAAGGAGUAUUUGCUCUUCCGAGGCUUUAGUCAGACUUUGAAGGCUUUCGACAAUGACCUGAAGGCGGAGAAAGAAAAAGGAUUCAGGGUAGACAAGAUAGUGGAUCAAUUAAUGCAAUACAUAUAUAAUUACGACUUGGCAUCAUUGAGGGAAUUAUGGGGACACUUGGAUACUAGAAUGUUUUGUCGACUGGAGAGUCACUUCACACCUGCCAUCAGAAAACUGGAGAAUGCCGUGCUGAAAAUGUACCUGGUGAAUGCAGCAGUGAAUGGUAAACAAGACAGAAUUCAGGAAUUUUUUACCAAAAUGGCACCAGAAUUACAGGGUCACUCAGAAUGGAAGGAGUGGUUUGCAUUUCCCUUUAUCAAGAAUCCUGAAGACAAUCCGACUUAUUCCGUGCAUUUUAGUAAACAGUGGCAUGAUACUAUGUUGGUAUCUUUACAUAAUUUCCUAGCAACAAUUUUUCAAUGCAUGCCACAACCAACGUUACUCACGAUAGAUGAGGAUACAAACAAGUUAAAACGACUGCAAGAGGAGAAUGAAUUACUGAGGCAACGACUGAGCGACUCUAUUAAGAUAGAGAGCGUGUCGGAUGUGAACCCAGGCCCAGCACCCCAAUAUCCACAAAUUAUGGACGACUUUUACAUUAUUGCUCAAGAAUCGCCGCUACUGGAAAAUCCUAAGACACUGCGAAAUCUCAUAAGGAACAUUGGCGGCGGGUCCAGUCCAAUUUUAAGUAGAAAACCUGCAACAAACAUAAAGAAACUGGUGGAACCUGAAGCGAGCGCGACGAAACGCACGAACACGAAGGGACGAGUGAACUCGAUUAGCAAGUCCGAAGCAGUCGCCAAGAGGAGCAUCAGCUGUGAUUCAAGAUUAAGUAGUUCUAGGAAAAGAGACUCUUCUAUGGAUACUGCUGUCGAGAGGAAGACUAAGGAAAAGAUAGAUUCCAGUUAUAUUCUUCUAAGUCAGGAGGAAUAUACUGAACACAAAACCUCCAUAAUUCAAUGCAAGAGCAACGCUAGCGGAUCGUACGUCGCAACGGGCGAUGCCGACGGUAUCAUUAAAGUAUGGACACCGAUUCCCUCACCAAAGACCGUUACCACGUUCACUUCCGCCACGGCGAAUUCUAACAAAGCCAUCACUUCGUUAGACUGGAUAUCAAAGAACGAACGCUACUUUCUACAUGGCGACAACAACGGCUUAAUCCAACUACAUGACACGCGAGACUGCAAAACGCUCUGGGAAAUUCAGCACGAGAAUUCGCGUAUCGUUACGCUGAUCUGCAAUCCGACGGAAUCGACGUUCGUUUGCUCCGUGUCGAACGGCAACGAGGGCAAGCUGUUGUUGUACGACAUCAAAACUAGGAAACUCGAGAGAACCCUGUCGAUGGAGCAGAACGUCACCGCUCUGUGUUCCGCUUUCAAUCACAACGGCCAAUUACUUAUCACGGGGCUGUCCAAUGGCAAUAUAUUAAUACACGACCUUCGGCAAAAUGAGAUAAUCGACAAUCUCAAUUGCCACUCUAGCCCGAUAAUUGACAUAGAAUUAAUUAACGAUUUCACGAACAUAUGCGCGCAAAGCGAGGACGGUAAACUAUGCCAAAGAAGUUUAAAUCAUUCGGGUAAGAUUUUGUGGGAGACCAAGAUCAAGAUCGAGAAAAACCCUGUACAUGGGAAAUUGUUCACCUUCGAUCAAAGCGGGAGUUACAUGUUACUCUGCACGCAGACCGGAGGCAAUAUAUACAAGAUGCCACCAGGCGCUCAAGGGAAAAUUUUAGAGCUAGGCGGACACAAGGGUACUCUAUGUUGCGACUGGUCAACUGCCAAUCAAUCUGGGACUUGUAUAACCGGUGGUGCGGAAGGAAAGGCACGAGUGUCGACGCUACUUUCACCAUGAUAUAGGAACAAAAUUAGUAUUUGUGUAAAUUCGUAAGAUAAAUAGCUACUAAAUUACAUCGAUGGAAAAAAUAUUGUAGAUAUUAUUUUAUUCGCUGUAUCAAAGUCUUGGCAGUGAGUGACUGUAGUAUAAGAAUAUGUCAAGAUUUCGAGACGUUACAUCAUGUAUAUCGCCAAAGCGUUGGUAAUUUUGUGUAAAAAGAAAAAAAGAAAAAAAAAAGAGGAAAUCAAUAUAUUUUAUGGGAAGUACAAUGAAUGCCAAUGUAUCGUGUAUCUCGGUAGUUAUUAGUAGCAACUGUAAUAUAAUUGUCUUUUAUCUUUGAAAAGAGCAAUCAGGGACUACUAAACGUAAAGUGUACAAAGAAAAAAUAUUUAUAGGAAAGAUGUUAUGAAAGAUUUCUGGUGUUAUCUCUGCGUAACGAUUUUAUUCAGUUUUGUAAUCUAACUAAAAGAGAUGAGAGGAAAAAGACAGUUGCAACAUGAUCGUAUGUAAUGUUAUGGAUUAAAAAAUGUACAAGUGAGGAAAAUGUCAAUAAAUACGAGUCAAUUUUAGAAUUA